Messenger RNA from Chlorella variabilis, 1196 nucleotides. RefSeq lists its product as hypothetical. The coding region runs from base 53 to 1084 and encodes 343 amino acids. Gene Ontology annotation, cellular component: cytoplasm; chloroplast thylakoid. The record is from RefSeq and is a predicted model, not a curated record. Gene Ontology annotation, biological process: L-arginine biosynthetic process. The transcript has 7 exons. Gene Ontology annotation, molecular function: L-glutamate N-acetyltransferase activity, acting on acetyl-CoA as donor; acetylglutamate kinase activity; ATP binding. Lineage: Eukaryota; Viridiplantae; Chlorophyta; Trebouxiophyceae; Chlorellales; Chlorellaceae.
ACUAGUCAAGGGAUUCGUGCAGGAAACAGAGGCCGCACCGGCCAGGAGCGAGAUGGCAAUGGUGCCCUGCCCUAGCCAGCGUCUAUCGUUGUCGAGCAGCAUCAAAAGCGCCGCCCCGCACCAGAUCUGCGUCAGCCGGCCUAGCCGCGCCCCAAGGCGGCCAGCCCACCUGGCGGUGACUGCCGCAGCAGCGGCGCCGCAAGCCUCCAAGGCGCUGGACCGGUUCAGCGCAUUUGACCGCGUGUCGGUGCUGUCAGAGGCGCUGCCAUACCUGCAGCGCUUCCGCGGCAAGACCAUCGUCAUCAAGUAUGGCGGGGCAGCCAUGAAGGACGAGAGCCUCAAGGCGCGGGUUGUGUCCGACCUGGUGCUGCUUUCGUGUGUGGGCAUCCACCCCGUGAUGGUGCACGGCGGUGGACCCGAGAUCAACUCCUGGCUCAAUAAACUGGGCAUCGAGGCGCAGUUCAAGAACGGCCUGCGUGUAACCGACGCCGCCACCAUGGACGUGGUGGAGAUGGUGCUGGGCGGGCGCGUGAACAAGAGCCUGGUCAGCCUGAUCCAGCAAUCAGGGGGCGCCGCAGUGGGGCUGUGCGGCAAGGAUUCGGACAUCAUCCGUGCGCGCCAGAUGGUGGAGAAGGACAUUGGGUUUGUGGGAGAGGUCACCUCCGUCAACCCCUCGCUCCUCCAGACACUUGUUGCCGAUGGCUACAUACCGGUGGUGGCCUCUGUGGCGUCAGACGGCAAAGGGCAGGGCCUGAAUGUGAACGCAGACACGGCAGCGGGCGAGAUUGCGGCAUCGCUGCGCGCUGAGAAGCUGAUCCUGAUGACCGACGUGCCAGGCGUGAUGCGGGACAAGGACGACCCCUCCACAAAGUUUGCUGCGCUGACCAUCCGGGAGUGCAAGGAGCUGGAGGAUCAGGGCAUCAUCGCGGGCGGCAUGAUUCCAAAGGUGGACUGCUGCAUCCGGUCGCUGUCCCAGGGCGUCAGCGCCACCCACAUCAUCGACGGCCGCCAGCCGCACUCGCUGCUGAUGGAGCUGCUCACGGAUGAAGGGAUUGGGACGAUGAUAUGUGAGCGGCCCCUAUAAUCUGACUGCACCCCAGGUCACCCUCCAGCUGGAAGCCAAAUGUGCCCCCCUAAAUCCCGCCUCUUUCAUCCAUUGCUCGAUAGAAUCCGUCAAUGCAAGUAUCAACAAGCCA